CAUAGAGGCUGCGGAUUUCUUUCAACUCCCAUCAAUUUAUUCCAAAUGUUUCAAGUUUCACGGGUUAUUUUCCAUAAUCGAGAGUUGGUGUGAGAGUGACAUUAUGGUUUAAGAUUCAGUGAAUCGAUUUUUAAAAUAAUUACUUUUAUGUGAGUGAAACAACAGCUUGUAAACCUGUUCUCGACCAAGGAACUGAAAUUGACACUUGACAGACAGAACAUCGAUGAUCGAACAUAAAACUGUGGUUACUCAUGAGGUGCCUUAGAAGUUAGAUCAUCGCAGAAAACAGACAUCUCCAGACCGAGUAGUCCACCUCUUCUUUGAACACUUUUGAAAAUGGUGACGAAAUUUGCGUCCCACAAAUUAAGAUGUUUGAGAUAUUUACCUACAGAAGCAGGAAGUUAAGAUGUAACAAGGACAAUGAACACUGUUACACGAACAGCUUAUGAUAAAGUGUCCCAGAAUGUGGGUGGUCGGAGUAUGGUGUUUGACUGUGAAGGUCCUGUCAAUGCCAUCACAACUAACAAAGAUUCCACCCUCGUAGUGGCAGCUGGAAGGACAGUGUUUCGGAUAUUAGCUAUAGAAGAUGGCCACUUCGAGGAGCGUUUGAACCUCAGGGUGGGGAAAGCCAAGAACUCCAACCUCAACUACUCGGCCGCUGAUGUCGCAUGGAAUCACCAAGAAGAAAACAUCCUUGCCUCCGCAGCAACAAACGGGUCGGGUUGUCAUCUGGGAUUUGAACAGGCCUUCUGUUUAAAACAAGAACAUGUUUUUGCGGAUCACAAGCGUUCCGUGAACAGGGUCAACUUUCACAGUGGAGAACACCAGCUUCUCAUCAGCGGAUCUCAAGACGGCAAUGUCAUCCUCUUCGUAUGGGAUAUUUCACGGAUGCCAGCCAAGCUGAUGUUUAACAUACAGACAAUUGCAUCAGUGGCCCGUGUAAAGUGGCGGCCACAACGACGCUACCACCUCGCCAGCUGCUCCCUGCUCCUCGACCACGAUGUGAAUAUCUGGAACCUCCACAGGCCGUACAUCCCCUUUGCCUCCUUCGAUGAGCAUAAGGACGUCACUACAGGAAUUGUGUGGCGUGAUGACAACCACUUCUUCUUGAGCUGCAGUAAGGACGGCCAUGUUAUACAACACAUGUUCAAGGAUGCUAAGCGGCCUGCAGACAAUGUGGUUCCCUCUGGGAUAGACAUCAACAUUACUGGGGAGAUCUCACAUGCUUACUAUGACAAGCCAGAUUCCAGUGCCAAGUCCGGACAGACCACACGCUUGUUCUUCCGCAAACAGCCAGACCGCAGUGAGCAAUUCACACAGAUCAGCAGUCACAUGUUCGUCUUCUCUUCUGAAGAGAGUCUCUCCAUGAGGUGGUUUGUUCAGGCAGCCCUGGGGUACCGUGUGACCGGAGGGUCCGUCACAGAACUCUGUGAAUGGAAUAUGAAGGUGGCCAGGUCCAUUGGGCUCAACAGUCAGGUGGCCCAGAUAUGGGGUUGUUGAAGAUGAUGUUCGCCGCUCACACAGA
Messenger RNA from Haliotis rubra (blacklip abalone), 1525 nucleotides. RefSeq names its product GATOR complex protein WDR24-like. Gene Ontology annotation, molecular function: protein binding. Gene Ontology annotation, biological process: positive regulation of TOR signaling. The transcript has 11 exons. The coding region runs from base 421 to 1500 and encodes 359 amino acids. Lineage: Eukaryota; Metazoa; Mollusca; Gastropoda; Lepetellida; Haliotidae. The record is from RefSeq and is a predicted model, not a curated record.